Messenger RNA from Dermacentor albipictus, 9062 nucleotides. RefSeq names its product A.superbus venom factor 1-like. Gene Ontology annotation, molecular function: endopeptidase inhibitor activity; protein binding. NCBI's taxonomy places the organism in Eukaryota, Metazoa, Arthropoda, Arachnida, Ixodida, Ixodidae. The record is from RefSeq and is a predicted model, not a curated record. Gene Ontology annotation, cellular component: extracellular region.
AUCAGUGCGUCCAGAACAGCGACUGUGCAUCGGAUCUGUGCUGCCGCGUGGAUAACGUCAACGUGCGGACCUGCAAGCCCCGGUCCAAGAGCGGGGAAAAAUGCGUGCCGGAUAUUCCAUACAGUCACCAUUACAACUAUCACUGCCCCUGCCUAAAAGGAUUUUGCCAAGACGUCACUCAGGACUUCGGAAUAUGCAGAGAUAAUUUCAUCAGGGGUUAACGCCCCAUCACGACAGGAACCCGGCAGAGGCCACAGUCUUCCGUGCCCUAGCGAAACGCAGCCACUGGAAGCGUCCGAUUAUUCAAUUAGAUUCAUUUACUGUAUUGAAUUAGAUUUAUUUUUUGCAUUUUUGUACCAAAAGCUCCAACGGGCAAAAAGAAUAUCUCUCAUUUGCCAGCUUGAUGGUGUCCAUGUGCAUUCACCAACAAUUGCUUAGGAACACUCCUUAGGGAAGGACAUGUUUUUUUUUAGUGUUCCUUCUUUGACCGCGAAGUGAUACAGUGGGAACCUAAACUUUAAUGAGACAUUAAAUAGAAAGAUAAGUUGAACUGUUCAGUAAGUUACGCUUCAACAACGUCGCAGAAGCGACUGUCGGGGAGAGAAGAGUCUUGUUCCGCCAGAAAGAACGCAAAUCGCGAAAUACGAGUGGCGACGCCCCACGCAAGUUCGCGAACCAGUUCGUCGUGACGUCAUGAAUUGUGAUGACAUUUGCUCGGGCUCAGUUCCUCUUUAUGCGUAAAACGUAGAACGCGCGGUGUUCCAAGGAAACUACACACUGACCUGAGGGAGAUUAAACAUAAGUUUAAUGUCGCCGGCAACGGGCCAGACCAAUGUCCAAAUACAUUGAGGUUUGUGACGUGGCAGUGACGCACUGGGAGAAGGGAGAGAAGAGAACCUGACCUUACUUACUUGCGUUUCUUUUAUUGAAAAGCUCCGUAACCGUGCCCGACAGUAACUACCUCAAGGUGUUCGGUAUGAGGUUAAAGUUAUUUACAUAGCUGUAUAUGUAAAACAGAAAUCUUCAGCUGCUCAGGAUGACUACGAGAAAUAUGCUGUUAGGACCGUUUUUAAAGAAGCGCAUUUUAAUGUUUCCCUCAAGAGAGAGAGUAAAAGAGAAGCGAAGAGGGAGCUAGAGAGGUUAAACAAGGACAUGCCUGGUUGGCUACCCUACACAUGGGGAAGGGGAAAAGGGAAGAACGGAUAAUGUGAGAAAAGAAAAAUUAUAAUCAGUCACUCACAGUCGGUCGCAGAGGAAUCUCCACUGUGACAAGCGUUUAUACAGUUCAGUGACCUUCAAGAAACGCAGAAGGACUUUUGUGUCCUUUUGCAUGCAAGAACGCAUAUGCCAUGGUCCAAGGAUUUUUUCUUCUGAGAGGGCUCUAGUGUCUAAGCAGGUUGAAUUUCGCUUGUAAAGUACAUCAUUAAGUGUCAAAGCAUGGGAUCCCCGCAGAGGCGUCUGCGUCAGCAGGCGUUUGGUGUGUUGCGACACCACGUACCCGAGCACACGAGGGUUGGACCCUCCCGCGUGUAGCCGUGCGCGACUUGGCCGUGUCCGGCGAAAGGGGGUUCCUGGGGGUUGAGCCGAUGCAGGGUAUUCGGACCUUUAAGGCCCCCCGGCGGAGAACACGCCUCUUUGGCCUCUGCUUCACGUAGACGGCACCCCCGGACUGACCCACCCGGGGGAAAUCGGCAGUCGCCUUUUCCUGUCCUCCUCUCUAAUCUUCGUCUUUCUCUCUCGCCUUUUUUCAUCUUUCCUGUCUUCUUAUCACUUCUCCUCACUUCCUAAUUUCCCGGCGGCAAGGGUUGACCUUGUGUAGCUAGCCAGCCUUGGUUAUGGUGUAUUUGGUUAUAGCAGCGAUGUACGGCUGGCGUUGACAGGGUUUCCCUUGCAGGAACUUCUGUCACGUCCCCCUGUUGGGCUCCAUGGUGGGUGGUCGGCAUCGCGGCCGAAAACCCAACUCUACUUAUGGAAAACGCCUUUCCUAAACUACCUGAUCGCCCUCAGAAACGAGGGCGCACCGAGGAUCUCUUUCAGUUUUUCGGACAAGUCCAGAACCUUCCUAGAUACCAUGUGAUUCACUCAGAAAAGCCAGACAAACUAGUGCGUAACAUUUCACCGUUCCUUGUUUCGAAGUCUUUAACUGAAGUUUUUGGAACAGGAUAUAGCUUGUUGAGGUUUGAGGGGUCUCCCUAAUGACAUGUACAUAUUUCCUUGGCGACAUCAGUGGGCACCGUCCUAGUCAAUCUUGUGAUUAUUUAUUUGCGCAUUCCCGGCAAUCGCGAUCGUAGUGUGACUUAUUUCUUACGUCACGUUUUUGGUCCUUGAGCCGCCUGGAAAUCUUCCACGUUUCGCCAAUAUGUAGUCGAUGGUAAUCAGCGCAUGGUAUCUUAUAUACGGCUCCUCGGACGGAUUUAAUGGGCAACUUGUCCUUCACAUUCAUUAUCUGCUCCGAAACCACAGUCCCGAAACCUCAGAUAGUUCACCAAACUUUGUCAGUGACCAUGACUCUUCUCAUAUUUAGUCCUAAUGAAUUAGUCAACAUGUCAAAUACUAUAAUUAGAUGAAAAGCGUCGGUGUGAAAAUUGUAGAGCAACACGAAAAACUCCCGACACAGCUUUCUGCUGGUCAUUAUGUCAUUAUGAUCAUUAUGAUAGUGUUUGUCCAAGUGUGAAAGAGUCACGCGAAAACAAGCAAAGUGCCUCGAGCGGCCAGUCGCACUACAAUAUUGCGCGUAUUCACGGGCUUCUUUCACGCCUAUAAAAACUUUCAUGUACCGCGUAUUGAGCAACAGAAACCUGUAUCCGUAGUUUUUCAUAUUCCUCUACAAUUUUCUCAUUCACAUAGCUCAUCUUACUGUAUUAGUUCAGAGGUUGAUUGUUUAAUUAGGACUAAUUAUCUAAUUAGGCGAAAUGCAAAAAAUAAACUAGAUAUCUCCAAGCGGUGACAAACAAUAUUACCUUGGUUCCUUUCAGCCACGUGGCAUUUGCAUAUUUUGAAAUCUUUCGUGCAUGAUAGUUGGGACACCCUGCAUAUGUAGGGCAUAUAGCGUAUUCAUGCAGUGGAGCGGAUUAGCUCUCCCAAGUAUAGGUAAGAAAGGGUGGGAUGUUCGAGCGAGUCAAAAAGUGUGGAUAAGAGAGUGCGCGUCUAUUCUAAAUAAGCAAGGAGUACGUUGUGUAUUUAGAACAUGCUUGGUACGCCGGCUUGCCAGGUCUGUUCUCCAUGUGGUCCUUGAUGGCAUCGAUGUGGUAAAUGUAAGUGUUUGUGCCUGGCGAAAUAGAACAUAUCGCUAUCUCAAGUGUUUCUGGGAACCCGGCAUGAGUGACAUAAUUCAAGCACAGACGUCCAGAACACGCGUACAGAAGCCACGGCUAUAAAAAAAGAAGCCUGUAGUUCCAUAAGGGUAUUAUUCUGUUCGACGCACAGAAAGCAGUAUCUGGAAAGUAAGUUUCGCCAACUUGCUCGCGCCUAUUACUCUUACCUGCCCUGAAAAUGCGGGCCAGUAUAAAUUGUCAAGCUUUACUUCACCGGCACGGAAUGUGACAGCAACGCCGCAGCACCUGCAUGAUGUCAUGCUCUGCAAUUUGUCCAUAGAUCGGCAACAUUAUUUCACCAUUCUUUCGGUUAUACGCAGCCGAAGGGUCAACGUAGGCCUCGAACGAAGGCGGAACUUUGUGCCCCAUAAGACGAUACCGCAACUACGGCUCGGCUUACAUAGCUUGGAGGCGACAAGAAGCAGCGAGAUAACACUAAGCGGCGAAAGACGGAAUGUCGACGUUGGCGAGAUAGUGAGCAGAAGGCGGCGAGCAGACGGCUCGUGAGGACCUUCAGUGACGAGCCUACAUCGACGACCAUUGCCGUUGGUGAUGUCGGCUGCCUAGGCGAAAGGAAACGGAUCGGUCUUGGUGCUCGAAAAAGAUGAUCUGGAUUCGGCGUGUAUCUGGUAUUUCGGUGCUGCUCUGCGGUGCCUUCUUAUACGUGCUGCAAGGUUUCACUGAUGGGUGCAUCGUGACCGCUCCUAGCCUCGUCCGGCUGGGCGCUGAAGAAACGGUACUUGUCAUAAACAGGGGAAACGCAACCAGAAAUGUCACACUGCAGGCAACCGACUACCCUGCUGAAGCUCGCCUUCUCUUUAUGCAGUCAUUUCGUCUUAAAAACGGUGAGGAGAAACUCGUGCACUUGAGACUCGACGAGACAAAAUUUGCCAGCGAGGACCUCCAGGCAAAUCGUUCGAUGCUUGUUUCCCUGAGAGUCCAGUGCGGUGGCGAGUUUAACAAGACAGCAGUUUUGGUGCUGAAGCCGAGUUCUGGGUACAUAUUCGUCCAGACGGACAAGCCCGUCUACAGCCCGGGGCAGGACGUUCUGAUACGAAUUGUGGCUGUGGAUGAAGCCUUGCUUCCCUCGGUGGACACCGUUCACCUCGAGAUUAAGAACCCGCAGGAUGUUCUCUCCUACGCGUGGGACGUUCCGUCCGGGGCCCCGAACACCGGGCUGAUCAGCCACGCGUAUCCCCUGCCCAAGUACCCGAUGUUCGGCAAGUGGAAAGUCAUCGUGACGUAUGGACGGCACAAAAAUCGAAAAUCCGAGGUCUCCUUUCAAGUGAAAGAAUACGUUUUGCCAACGUUUUCUGUUCAUCUUCUGGUGCCGAAGGUGAUUCUGCCGAGCGGGCAAGAUAGCAUCAACGUGAAAGCAAGUUACGUUUACGGGGAGUCGGUAAAAGGCACAGCCAUUGUUACGCUGUCGGUGCGGAAUGAAGUCAACCACGACGUCAAGUUUGGGACAAAACUUGUGGCACAGCUGGCUGACGGACGUGCAAACAUCAGGGUUCCCGUUGAGGAGCUUAAGAACGGAAGCGAGUGGAAAGACUGGGUCGAUGGCAACAGACUCUCCGUACGAGCCGUGGUGGUCGAGGAAGUCACGGCGAAGCAGGAAGCUGCGCUGGAUGAUUCGGCAAUUUUCAGCAACACGCCGUACACCGUCAGUCUGGAGAAUGCUCGACGAGACUUCAAGCCUGGCACCCGAGUCGCGGUUGUGGCAGACAUUCGACAUGCGAACGGCCAACCAGCCAGCGAUGUUGAUGCGAAGAUAACGGUGACCUAUGAAAAUGGCACAGAGGCGAGAGACUUAUGUAAGUUUCCUACGAAGAAAACGAAUAAAGUGGGCAAGGCGUGGUUUGUCAUCGAUACUCGACAAGGUCAACAACGGCUGAACGUAACGGUCCGCACAGACCAUGACCGUCCGUCGGAAGCCUCGGCAACGUUGGUCAAGUACACGUCACCGGUGAACGCCUUCGUCGCUAUUGACCACAGGUCCUACAGCAAAGACGACCUCGAAGCGGAUGACAACUUCGAGAGGUACCUGACAACAUACCCAGACGACUUCUCAACAGUUUAUUACCAGGUUGUGGUACGUGGCAAGAUUGUGGCACGCGGAAACGCGGAUCAAUCGGGCCAGUAUAAAUAUCACGUGCGCUUUAAACUCACAGAAGAGAUGGUCCCCAAGUUUAGGUUGCUGGUAUUCGGCUUCCACCAGGGACACGUGGUAGCCGACUCGGAAGACUUCGAGAUGGCCGAACGCUGUUCCUUCUCAUCUACGAUAAAACUGUUCAUCAACCGGGACCGCGCGGAGCCCGGUGAUCAGAAAGUAAUUGGCGUCCAAGGAAAGGAGAACACGAUAGUUGGUCUACUCGCUGUGGACAAAGCUGCGUAUCUUCUCGGCGACGCCACCCUGCUCACGAGAAAGAAGCUAUUUGGGGCACUUCGCUCACACGACCCAAGUUGCGGCCCAGGCGGAGGUGUCACGGCGGAAGAGGUUCUCGCUAACGCUGGCGUCCUGAUAAUUUCGGCUGAGGACUCCACGGACAUCAUCACUUCAGAAAACAAUUGUGCUGCCAGGGCUCAUCGUCGCAAAAGAGACGUUCGCGAAGCACGGUUUCGAUUCACCACUCCAUUAAUGCGACUCUGUUGUGAUGUGGGCACGUUGCCGGACAGACUGCGGAGGCACUGCUCCACUAGGGAGGACAUCAUCCGGCGCCACUUCAACAGCCCAGAAGGCAACGAGUGCGCUGACGCAUUCGCUUACUGCUGUGCUCGCACAUUCCAAUUCAAGGACGGUGGGCCUUUGUUAAUGGAGAAUUCCGACCUACCAAGGGCUCGUGAUGGAAGUAAUCAUCUCGACGUGCCGGGUGGUCUUGAAGAGGAAGAUAUGUCUGACAAACUGCUUAGGCAGGACUUCCGGGAGGCAUGGCUGUUCGAGCAAGGAACAAUAGGGGACGACGGCUGGUACAACCGUUCAUUCAGUUUGCCGCACAGCAUAACGACGUGGUCUGUUCAGGCAAUGGCCGUGUCUCCUGAAGGAGGUGUUUGUGUCGCCAAACCUGAGGAGGUGGUGGUUUUCCGGAAAGUGUUCCUCCAAGUCAGCUUUCCCUCGACGGUCGUCAGGAACGAACAAGUCGAGAUAGUGGCAACCCUGUUCAACUACGACACGGAAUCGCAGGACGCAACAAUCUCCUUGUACGGCGAUCCGGGCUUGUGCAUCGCGUCGAAGCAUCCUCGGCUGCCACACGCGAAGGUACUAAGAGUGGAAAAGAAGUCCGCCGGAAGCGUCAGCUUUCCCGUGGUUCCCCUGCGUCAGGGAACCUUGCCCAUUCAAAUUCACCUCCGAAGCACCGGUUAUACCGACCGUGUUAGGAAGACCUUAACAGUUGUGCCUGAGGGGACGUCCGAUGAACAGAGCUUCUCGGUGACAAUUGACCCAAGCAAUGAACAACGCCGGAGGAAGAGAGCCAUUGUGACAAGGGCGUAUAGAGAUGUAUUGGAGGAAGACAAUGGACGACAGGUAAUAACUAUAAUUCCACGUUACCCCUACAACACAGUUCCGGGCACUGAGUCGUGCUCUGUUUCCGUCAUAGGCAGCGAAGCGGCUACCGUUGGGGGAGCGGCCAUUGCGAACGUCGAGUCACUGAUAUCAAUGCCCAAGGGUUGCGGAGAGCAGACUAUGAUGAUUAUGGCACCGGUCCUCUAUGCGUACAAGUAUUUAAAGGUGAAGAACAUGCUAAACGAAACCGACAGAGGCAAUGCUCUCAAAUAUCUUCUCGAAGGGUACGGGCGAGAGCUGAAGUUUAGAAACGAGAAUGGAUCGUUUGCCACAUUUCAGAAGAGGCCCGGGAACGUAUGGCUGACAGCCUUCGUGCUCAAGGUUUUCUGCGAGGCCCAAGAUGUUAUCGACAUUAGUCCUGACGUCAUAGAAAAAGGAUUAUCCUGGCUUUCGAGGCAGCAACAGCCCGACGGCAGCUUCCAAGAGCUUGAUCCCAUUUUACACCGAGAAAUGCUGGGAAGCGUUCAGGGAAGAACGGCGAUGACAGCAUUUGUUCUGCUGACGCUUCAAGAAUGCGCGGCUGCAUCAGGUUCUCUGUCGGAGGGGGUCAACACCACCAUUGCGCGGGCUCGAUUUUAUAUCGUAGAACGCCUGGAUGCCAUCAAAUUUCCGUACAUAGCAGCUCUGACGGCGUAUGCACUGAGCUUCGUUCCCGGACCCGACUGGCAAAAGUCGAUGGACGUCCUAAGAGCGCACCUUCUCGAAGACACAGAUAUGAAUACACUUAGCACGGGAGAUGAGGCUACAGGCAUUGACGUCGAAGGCACCGGCUACGCUCUUCUGGCUCACCUCAAGCAUCGUGACCUCGACUCGAGCAAGAAGUUUGUCAACUGGCUUCUUCGGCACCGGUCAGCUUCUGGGUCAUUCGUGUCCACGCAGGACACCGUCGUAGCGCUUCAAGCCCUCUCGGAAUUCUCCAUACAAAUUUCGAAUGCCGCCCCUGACAUCUUUGGAGUAGUCUUCGCUGAUAAUACUCUUCAGGACUUCCGCGUUAAACGAGAGAAUGCUGCUCUGUUGCAAGAGUUUACGAUCGUCGACGCCAGAGGAAAAAUUGUCCUUAACGCAUCUGGAAUGGGCACGGCAGCACUGAAUGUGAGGCUGAGAUACAACAUUCUGGCCCCACCCCAACAAGGCUGCAAGUUUGAUCUUUCUGUUGCAGCCGAAAUGUACAGCGAAAGCGGAGGAGGUCCUGGAAAGCUUCCCAUAGACCUACUACAAAAGAUUGGUGUACAGGGGUCGCACCUUGCAUCCAGGCAUCGUGUUGGACGAGCACAGGGAAAACAAAAAAGCAAGUCCGAUAAAGAGCCUACGUAUCAAAUAAAAGUGUGCACCAGAUAUUUGGGCGGAAAUGAAUCAAACAUGGCUAUUGUGGACGUUGGAACCUUCACUGGCUUCAGGCCGAUUAAGAAUGACUUGAACAAAGUUGCCAAAGAGACGGCAGGGGUAGACUCUUACGAAGAACGGGAGAACGGCGUCAUCUUUUACCUUAAAACGGUGAUAGCGGCGACGGCCACUUGCCUAAAGUUUCGGGUCGAAAGGGAAUUCGCAGUAGUAAAUCUUCAGACUUCAACCGUGAAGGUGUACGACUAUUACAGACAAAGCGACAAUUGCACCCAGUCCUACAGACCCGAGACAGCGGGUGCUUCGGUGAAGCUCUUCUGCGACGGCAACAUGUGCAAAUGCGCUACAGCGGAGUGCCCUGUCAACGAAACUUUCACUGAUGUCUUGAAACCGGGCAGGAAUUCCACGGUGUGGAACAGGAUGGCCCUCAGAAAAAUCGCAUGUGACGACCACGACUUCGUGUGGCAAGGAAACGUUUCUGCAAACUACGUCCUCGCAGGUUAUAGGCACUUAGCGUUCCACAUCGACAAAGUUAUAAAAGAAGGUGAAGAAAAUAGCCGUACUCUUCAAAACCAAACGCGACUUUUUCUUGGCCGCCAGUUGUGCAACACGUCGAACCUCGCCGUCGGACGUCAAUACGUCAUAUUCGGCAAGGACAGCGAUGACGACAUCACGGAUGGAGGUUUAAGCGUCAGGUACCCGCUGAAUCACAGAGUUCGGAUCUACCAUACUUCAAGUGGUUCCACACUGCCAGCUAAAGAAAGAAGUGUGCAAAAAAGCAUACAGUGGCUCUCGGACGGGUUUACCAGCGAGGGUGGCUGUAAUGAAUAAAUGUUUCAGAACGG